AUGCACCGCGACGACGAACACGUAGACAGGGAAAUCCUGGAAAAGCAGCAGGAAAUAAUAAAGUGCGCCAAGCAACAGGACUUCAUAAGGCUCCAAAUAAUCAUCCAGCCCUACAUCCUUCGCAAUGACGUCGAAAUGUUGAACGAAAUUAACAUCUUACACUGGGCGUGCUACUGUGGCUUCACGGAGCUAAUCAAAAGGUUAAUCAAUCUGGCUGUAGAUAUAGACAAGGAAGACCUAGUUAACAACGAUACAGCCAUUUACUACGCAAUAAAGAAUAGCCACUACGAAAUUGUGCUCCUCCUAAUCAAGCACUUUGGCCCAUCCAUUUUAUUUCAUAAAAAUAGGAGAAAAAUGAGUCCCUUCCUAACAGCCAUUAGCGAAUUUAAUGAGGGUAAAAUUUUGGAAGCUUUACACAUCUUAGAGCUACUCUACCUGAACGGAGCUAGUCUGGAGGAACAAAAUGAACAUGGGCAGACUGCCCUCUUCCUAAGUGUAAAAAGAAACAACAUAAGUACAUUGCAGUGGCUACUCAGUAAAGGUGUUAAUAUUAACCAUCGAGACUUUUAUGGGAACACCAUUCUGCAUAUCGCCGUCAAACACUGUGAUGUGGACAUCCUGAGACUCCUCUGUGAUUAUGGGUCCCUACCUUUGGUUCAUCAGACGUCCCUACAAAAUGACAAUACCAAUGUGCUCCAACUGUGCCUAAGGAACAGAUACUUUUUGGUUUUCAUUUUGCUAAACAAGUGGAUGCUACAAGAUAAACUCUGCAAAGGGAUUAAAAUUUGCAAAACUGUAUACGCCUUUUACUUUUGGUUCUUCGCCAUCUUAAAUUUAAUUGUCUUUGCGAACAUUUCUAGAUCCUUUUGGGCUUUUAGGAAGUACCAUGCUUUGUCCAUCACCUGGCUAGCUAUUUGGCUCUUCCAGCAGUUCCUUUGGUGCCUUCUUUAUUUUAAAAGCCCCGGGUUUUACAAGCAAAAUGAAACUCUAACCAAAAGGCACGGGAAAAGAAACACCCCCUUUGCCUACACCUACGAUGGCUCCUUCAAAAAAAAGGCCGAGUAUCAGCUGAACGGCCUCGAGAUGGAGCUAUACAAACUUAACAAAAGCAUCUCUUCGUCGCUUAUGCAUCCACAGAAAAUGAAUAAGGACGAUCACGCUAAGUACGACCAACUCGUCGCCCACCUGGAGGGCCAGAAGAUGCCUCUCUAUGCGCAGGUUUCCCAGGAGCGAGUCAACUCCCUCGACGCCGACUACAGGAAUGCCAUACUCUACAAUAGGAAUCCCCGGAACGUCUGCGUCACGUGCAACAUCGUCAAGCCCCCGAGGGUGCACCACUGCGCGGAGUGCUUCCACUGCAUCGUACACCAAGACCACCACUGCGUAUGGGUUGACAACUGCAUCGGGAUAAAAAACCAGCGCGCCUUCUACCUCUUCAUAUUUUCCAUUUUCGCCCUGCUGCUCUACAACUACUACUACGUUUUCUUGUACUUCAGUUUGUUUCACAAGACGGUGGACUACGCCUUCGCCCUGCUUGUAAUCCUGUGCAACUUCAUCAACAUCACCCUGUUCGCCUUCAUAACAUAUUUGUUCGCGCGCAACACGAGGACCAUUCUAACGAACAUCACCUUUUACGAGCACUUUAAAAAGCCGAGCCACAUAACGGAUAAGUACAACACAGAGUUGAGGUGCUGGGACUUCCAAAAUUUAAGCCUUAAGAAAGCGUUCAGAAACGUGUACUCCUUUUGGUCCCUAAAUUACGACGAGCCCUACCUAAGACACGGCAAAAAAGCAACUGACGAUAUUUACUACACGCUUAUCUCGGACAGAAUAUAG
Molecule: messenger RNA, 1836 nt
Organism: Plasmodium vivax (malaria parasite P. vivax)
Lineage: Eukaryota; Apicomplexa; Aconoidasida; Haemosporida; Plasmodiidae
Exons: 8
Coding region: 1-1836 (611 amino acids)
Molecular function (GO): palmitoyltransferase activity; protein binding
Source: RefSeq, a predicted model, not a curated record